Molecule: messenger RNA, 4122 nt
Organism: Syngnathus acus (greater pipefish)
Lineage: Eukaryota; Metazoa; Chordata; Actinopteri; Syngnathiformes; Syngnathidae
Product: terminal nucleotidyltransferase 5C-like
Exons: 2
Coding region: 441-2507 (688 amino acids)
Biological process (GO): mRNA stabilization
Molecular function (GO): poly(A) RNA polymerase activity; RNA binding
Source: RefSeq, a predicted model, not a curated record
GAGAGUGGAUGACUCACUCGGUCCGCUCCGCUGCGAUGUUUCACCCCGCAACAGCUCGGCCAGCAGUGCGGUGGCACGCCGGCGGAGCAGCGUCACUGACAGGUUGCUGUGCUCCACCAAGUCUAACUCCCCCUUACAACAUCUUUAACAUCUGACCCUUAACAUACAACACUUCUGCUCGGACACUUUGAGUGGCCUCCAAGUUGCGAGAACGUGCGUCGUGAUUUGCCGUAAAUGUUCGUGACGCGCGAUUGCCAUGGAAACGGUGCUGCGGUGCUGAGGAGGGGAUAACUAACUGUGCGUGGUGGCAGCGUUUUAACCUCUUUUAAAAGAGGUCCGAUAAACCAGUUGGAUAUAUCCUAAAGUCUUUUGUUUUGUUUUGCCUUUCUGUGGCUGUACAUUCGAUCUUAAUUUAUCAGGUUAAAAAAAGAGAGGCAAGUAUGACAGAGCCUCCAACCGAGAAGCGAUUCCACCAUUUGACAAUGGAGCAACUCCAAGCUCUGGAUAAAGUCCUAACUGAGGUCAUUCCCAUCCACGGGCGAGGGAAUUUCCCCACACUGCAGGUGAGUGCCAAAGACAUCAUCCGCUUGGUCAAGGAUCGACUUGUAGAAAGAAACAUCCGGGUUAAGGAUAUACGUCUGAAUGGAGCCGCGGCCAGCCACAUCCUGGUGAGGGACAAUGGCCUGGACGUCAGGGACUUAGACAUUAUUUUUGGAGUGGAGUUACCUAGGCAGGAGGACUUCCAGGUGAUCAAGGAGGUGGUGCUGGGCAGCCUGAGAGACCUCCUCCCAUGUGGAGUUAACAGACACAAGAUCACCUGCCUCACCAUGAAAGAAGCUUACGUACCAAAGAUGGUGAAAGUCUUCAACGAGCACGACAGAUGGAGUCUCAUCUCUCUGUCCAACAACAGAGCCAAAACGGUGGGCCUGAGAUUCGUCAGCGCCCUCCGUCGGCAGUUUGAAUUUAGCGUUGACUCCUUCCAGAUCAUCCUGGACCGCAUCUUGGAGUCCUACUGGGAGAGUGACAGGAGACACGCAAGCAAGGUGUUCUCAGAUGAUCAGAAACUGAUCUCAAAAGGCAGCGAGAGGGGAAACGAAGAGGGAGCGCAAUCAGGCGUCACGCAGGUUAACUCCGACAUGGCUUCCAGUGGACAGACUGGGCGUCGGAGUGAAGCUGUUGAGGAGAAAGAUCUUGCAGGGGCUGAAAAAUGUGAGGAACAAGAGUUAGCAUCUGAGGAUGUUCAUUUCAAGCAGGAAGAGCAGGAAAUAGACACACGCUCACAAGAGAACAUUGUUCUUGAGCAAAGUGAUGACAAGGAAGACUUUUCAAAGGGAUCUCCUGUGGUCUCAUCCCCAACGUGUGCAUGUUUAAAGCUGCAGGUCCAAGAUGAGGCUUCUCAUUCUCGUAUCUCCAUCACAGCAUUGGUCAGUAAAUCAUCCAUGCAGGAUUGUGUCCAAGUGGAAUCCGCCAGCCCCAACCUCCAAGAGUCCCAUCACGAGUUCUCUUCACCUCCCCCGGCCAAGAAAACCUGCAGCAUGUCCCCAGAGGUUGUACCAGACUACUGCCCAUCGCCCAAACUGCAAAGAAAAAUGUCCCGCAAGAUGAUCUGCAGUCCUGAAAAAUGGUCUCUGCUGACAGACGUGUCAGAUAUGACCACUCAGCUGUUCGCACCCAUCGAGAUACCCCCUCAGAUGAAGUCUCCUUCGGAAGACGGGGCUCAUGGAACAGCUUCAUCCCAGAGGAGCGCAACUGAUGUUUCAGGACUCCAGGUUGGACCUGAGACCAAUCAGGCUCCUGAUAUAACCGUGAGGCCCAAACAUUCCAGGAAGCCUCCAGAUUACGACACUGGAGGCCACACACAUGAGGUGAAUGUAGGACUGACUCAGGAUGAGACUCCCCCACUCAGCUGUGGAUUGGGCUCGUGGGGGUCCUCGGUGACUGUGGAGGCAGAGUGCAUGUACGGUGACUUCAACCAGGCCAUGGAGCACCUACGGCAUCGCCUCAUUGCCACACACCACCCCGAGGAGAUCCGAGGAGGGGGGCUGCUGAAAUACAGCCACCUCCUAGUGAGGAACUUCCGUCCAGCCAGCGAGACGGAGAUCAAGUCUUUGGAAAAGUACAUGUGCUCGCGCUUCUUCAUCGACUUUUCCGAUGUGAAGGAGCAGCAGCGCAAGAUCGAAGCCUACCUGCACUGCCACUUCACGGGCAGCGAGGAGAGCGCCAAGUACGACUAUCUGAUGACUCUGUGGCGCGUCAUCGACGAAAGCACCGUGUGCCUGAUGGGCUACGAGAGGAGGCAGACGCUUAACAUGAUCACAGUCCUGGCUCUGAGGGUACUGGGGGAGCAGAACGCCAUACCCAACGCCGCCAACGUCACCUGCUUUUACCAACCGGCCCCUUACAUGAGCGAGCCCAUUUACAGCAGCUACUUCAUCGCGCAAGCCCAACCCUCGCUCGUCUACCAUCCCUACCCGCUCCACGUCCACAUGCAAAGCGGCCUGGUGUAGCCACGGCGUUGUGCCCUUUGGGAGGCGGGAAGGCAGAUUUCAGCACGUGCCAGCACAGGCACUCGUGCAAGUUUUGAAACCGUGAGGCACCCCCCCCCCCGACCCCCUGGGCACAGCGUCCUUUAAUGCGUUCCACCCAGGUCAGGAUUGAGCGGGAUCCAAAGGCAAAGCAUGCGAGCCUUUCACUUUGUCGACUUUUGGAAGGGAAAGAAUUGCAAAGUGGAUUCUGGACACACUCAGACCGCUGAGGAGGUUAGUGUGCAGUGGAACAUUCUUAUGAUCAUCUCAUACAAACUAAUUCCGAUGAAGUCAGGACAUUACGUAAACCCCAUAACACAAUUAUUCACAAAUCCUUUUUCAAACUAUAUUCAAUUGAAUACGCUACAGUAAUAUAAAUCACACGUGUACUUUUCAUCGUUGAUUUACCAAAACAGCUUGAAAUGUGGACUCGUCUGUAUUGGCGCAAAGCAUCAUGGGAUGUAUUUGAUUUUGGAGCGGCCAUCAUAUACAUUUCAAGAUAUAUCAGGCGUAAUCUCACACAUUCAAACAGCACGACAAAAUUGUGAUUCCACUAAAAUGGGCAUAGGAGGCAAUUCCGAACACAGCCCAUAGCUGUUUAGUGAAAUGUCAUGUGGUUUGACUCUAAGCAUGUGACGUAAUUCGCUGAGCGUGUAGAAUUGUACCAAUUGUUCUGUGUGAAAAUUAGGGGAAUGUACUGAACGUUUGCAAACCUGAUAGUUGUUCUAUAAAUAAGUGUAAGUCUAACUGUUUUAUAUAACGUGUCAGUAAUUGACUGAUAAAUGAGAAGCUUUCAAUGAUUGUUACUGCCCUGGUUUUGGCAUGACGUUGCAUCCUCGUCAUGGCACUGUGACUUUAAUUUUUAUUUUCAAAGGUAAUUGUUGUUUAAUUGUAAUGAAAUGAGUUUGACGUGUAUUACAUGGCAAUGCUUCAUUCAGGAGGUCAAAACAACGUGAUUAGGUUUUAGUGUGUGUGACAAACUAAGCAAUUUGUUUGUAGUGGAUUUAGAAUGCAUCGCUUGUUGGGAUUGUGCAAACUUGUUGAAGUGGGCUAUGAUAUUGUGUUUAGAUGUGCACAGAUAUUUGUGUACACUUACUGGCCAUAACAUUAGGUAGACGUGAAGGUAUUCAUUGAGCACUAUGUUUAUUACAGUGCAUAAUUAUGCUAUAUUAUAUUGACACAAAAAAAAAAUUGGGACUGGUUGCUGCUGGAUAGAUUCUAGUCCACUCCCCAAAACUCAAAUGCAUGAAUUGGAUGUCACAUAAAUAAGUGUAAGAGAAGUACUAAUAUCUUUCUUUCAUUUUAUUUGCAUUAUAUAAUCAUGUAUGUUGUAUCUAAUGUUGUGGCUGGUGUGUUGAUGACUAUACAGUAUAUGUUUGAAAACUUGAUAAUUCAAGCACAGGUUGUUCACAUGUUAUCUGAGGCUGAAGCACAACUUCAAUGCACAGAGUAGGUAUAAAAAGUCUACACACCCCUGUCCAAAUGAUAGGUGAUUGUGAUAUGAAAUGAGACCACGAUCAACCACAAUAUGCUACCAUUUCAAUUGAAUAACCACAUAUAAAAAUUUGUAGGUAGACUCUUCCUGACAUUUGAAGCG